Molecule: messenger RNA, 2427 nt
Organism: Gavia stellata (red-throated loon)
Lineage: Eukaryota; Metazoa; Chordata; Aves; Gaviiformes; Gaviidae
Gene: NELL1
Product: neural EGFL like 1
Exons: 20
Coding region: 1-2427 (808 amino acids)
Molecular function (GO): protein binding; calcium ion binding
Source: RefSeq, a predicted model, not a curated record
AUGGGUCUCCUCCUGCUCCUCUGGGCGUGUGCGGCCGCCGCCGGGGCAGCUGUAGGAUUUGGAAUGGAUCCUGACUUACAAAUUGAUAUCAUCACAGAACUGGAUCUUGUGAAUACAACCGUUGGGGUAAUGCAAGUGUCAGGACUACACAAUGCCAGUAAAGCAUUUUUAUUCCAAGAUAUAGAAAGAGAAAUCCAUGCAGCGCCCCAUGUGAGUGAGAAGUUAAUUCAGCUCUUCCGGAAUAAAAGUGAGUUCACGUUUCUGGCCACCCUGCAACAGAAGGCGUCGACUUCUGGAGUUAUACUGUCCAUCCGGGAGUUAGAGCACAGCUAUUUUGAACUGGAGAGCAGUGGCCUACGGGAUGAGAUUAGAUAUCACUACAGGUUUAACGGGAAGUCAAGAACAGAGGUGUUCCCGUACCGUCUGGCAGAUGGACAGUGGCAUAAGAUUGCCGUGUCACUUAGUGCAUCCCACCUUCUGCUCCAUGUAGACUGCAACAGGAUUUAUGAACGCGUCAUUGAUCCCCCAGAAACAAAUUUGACACCUGAAAGCAAUUUGUGGCUCGGACAGAGAAACAGAAAACAUGGUUUUUUUAAGGGUGUUAUUCAAGAUGUGAAAGUCAUCUUUAUACCUAAUGGAUAUAUAACACAGUGUCCUAAUCUGAAUCGCACAUGCCCGACCUGCAGUGAUUUCUUAAGUCUGGUGCAAGGAAUCAUGGAUUUGCAAGAACUCCUGGCAAAAAUGACUGCAAAAUUAAAUUAUGCAGAAACAAGGCUGAGUCAACUGGAAGACUGUCAUUGUGAGAAGACUUGUCAAGUAAAUGGAUUGCUCUAUAGAGACAAAGACUCGUGGGUUGAAGAUGAUCACUGCAGGAAUUGCACUUGCAAAAGUGGAGUUGUGGAGUGCCGAAGGAUGUCCUGUCCCCCUCUCGAUUGUCCUCCUGAUGCUCUCCCAGUGCAUGUGGAAAGCCAGUGCUGCAAAAUAUGCAAGGCAAAGUGUAUCUAUGGAGGCAAAGUGCUAGCAGAAGGUCAACGAGUAUUAACCAAGAGCUGCAGGGAAUGUCGGAAUGGAGUUUUAGUAAAAGUGACAGAGACUUGUCCGCCAUUGAACUGCUCAGAAAAAGAUCACGUUCUUCCAGAGAACCAAUGUUGCAGUGUUUGUAGAGGCCAUAACUUCUGUGCAGAGGGACAUAGAUGUGGUGAAAAUUCGGAGUGCAAAAACUGGAACACAAAAGCUACUUGUGAAUGCAAGAAUGGUUAUCUCUCUGUCCAAGGGGACUCUGCAUAUUGUGAAGAUAUUGAUGAGUGUGCUGCCAAGAUGCAUUAUUGUCAUGCCAAUACUGUGUGUGUUAACUUGCCUGGAUCCUAUCGCUGUGACUGCGUCAUGGGAUAUGUCCGUGUGGAUGAUUUCUCCUGUACAGAGCAUGAUGAGUGUGGCAGCGAACAGCAUAACUGUGAUGAGAAUGCAAUCUGUACUAACACUGUCAGGGGACAUAGCUGCACCUGCAAACCCGGCUACGUGGGGAAUGGGACCAUCUGCCGAGCAUUCUGUGAAGAGGGGUGCAGAUAUGGUGGAACUUGUGUAGCCCCUAACAAAUGUGUCUGCCCUUCUGGAUUCACAGGAAGUCAUUGUGAGAAAGAUAUUGAUGAGUGUGCAGAGGGGAUCAUUGAGUGUCACAACCAUUCACGCUGUGUUAACCUCCCAGGGUGGUACCACUGUGAGUGCAGAAGCGGUUUCCAUGACAAUGGAAGCUAUUCUCUUUCCGGGGAGUCCUGUGUUGAUAUCGAUGAGUGUGCCUUAAAGACCCACACCUGUUGGAACGAUUCAGCCUGUGUGAACCUGGCAGGAGGGUUUGAUUGUCUUUGUCCGUCUGGACCAUCUUGCACUGGAGACUGUCCCCACGAAGGCGGCUUCAAGCGGAACGGGCAGGUGUGGACCCUGAGGGAGGACAGAUGCUCCGUUUGUUCCUGCAAGGACGGGAGGAUUUUCUGCCGGAGGACAGCCUGCGACUGCGAGAACCCCAGUGCUGAUCUCUUCUGCUGCCCGGAGUGCGACACCCGUGUCACCAGCCAGUGCCUCGACCAAACUGGGCACAAGCUCUACCGCAGUGGCGACAACUGGACCUACAGCUGUCAGCAGUGCCGUUGCCUGGAAGGAGAGGUGGAUUGUUGGCCUCUUCUGUGCCCAAAUCUAAACUGCGAGUACACAGCCAUCUCAGAAGGAGAGUGCUGUCCCCACUGUGUCAGUGACCCCUGUCUGGCUGACAACAUCACCUACGACAUCAGGAAAACCUGCCUAGAUGGUUAUGGAAUUACAAGACUUAGUGGCGCUGUAUGGACAAUGGUGGGAUCUCCUUGUACAACCUGCAAAUGCAAGAAUGGGAACGUCUGCUGCUCGGUGGAUUUAGAGUGUCUCAACAAUAACUGA